CCGGGAGCCACGGCGGUGUCACAGAGGCAGAGCCGUGGAGAGGGGACACGCUCCGCAGGGGGACAUUCCGGGCAGGGGAACAUCCCGGGAAAGGUGACACCCCGGGGCAAAGGGACAUCCCGGGCAGAGGGACAUGCCUGAAAAGGGGAACGUCCUGGGAAAGGGGAUACCGCGGCAACGGGAUAGUCCCGGGCAAGGGGACACCGCGGGCAGAGAGCCUUCCCUGGAAAGGAGAACAUCCCGGUCAGAGGGACUUCCCUGGAACAGCGGGCUUCCUGGGAAAGGGGACAUCCCGGGAAAAGGGACGUCCCGGGCAAGAGGACACGCCGGGCAAGGGGUAGAGCUCGGACAAGGGGACACGGGGGACAGGGGGGACGUGGGCACGUGUCCUGGGCCUGGGGACACGGGGCUGGAGAGGGAGAGGGAGCCUCGGCAGAGACAGCGGCUCCCGGGACUGCGAGGGGACACGAGGGGACACGAGGGGACACGAGGCAACCGGGGAUCCGUAUCCCGGUCCUGGGAGCACAGGGACAGCCUGGGAACACGGGAGGGCACGAGGGAACAGGAUGCUCGGCAGAGCCCAGGGAUGUCCCCACGCGGGGACUCUGGGGACACCGCCGGGAGCAGCACUGGGCGGUAGCCGGGAGACUGUUGCCACCCUGAGGUCCCCGGGGACAUCCCGAAGGGCGGGCUCCCACUGGGGACACGGGGGAGGGUGGCAUAUUCGUGCCGCCGCUCGUGGAGGGUGGCAGUGGCAGGGAUGGGGUCAUGGCUGUCCCCUGUCCACACUGGCUGUGCUGUGCCAUGCUACGCCGUGCCAUUCCCUGGGUGCCAUUCCCUGAGUGCCACGCCGUGCCACGCCGUGCCAUUCCCUGUGUCCCAUUCCAUGUCGUGCGGGGAGGUCGCGAAUAGCUCCCGGGGCCUGCCCUGACAUUUCUGCUCCGCGGUGUCAGUUUUACACCCGGCCCCGGCUGACCCCGGGCUGGCCCCGUCCCUGCCCAUGGUCAUUUGUCCCCUACCCCCGUCCCCGUCCCUUGUCCCGCUCCCUACCCCAGUCCCUCGUCCCCGUCUCCCAGCGGUGGCACCCCGGCUCCGCCACCCUCGCCCCCGCCACCCCCUUCGUUCUGCCGCCCCCUUCGGUGUCCCGGUCCCCCGGUGCCCCCGGUCCCGCCCCGCCCCGCCCCGCCCAAGCGGGACACGGCGCCGCCGCCACCGCCGGGACCGGAGCGGGCAGAGCCACCGCUGGAGCCGCGACAGCACCGGCACCGACACCGGGAAACCGCUCCAGACACCGACACCGCCGGGACCGGAGCGGGCAGAGCCGCUGCCGGGUGCGACAACACCAGGAGAGACCGACACCGACAGACACCGGCACCGGCACCGAUACCGGCAGCGCCGCCCCCGCGUCACCAGGAUGCUCUCGAGGUCCCAGCCGAGCGCGGAGCGGGUGCCCAGCCCGGAGGAGCAGGAGUGGGCAGGGCCCGAGGCGCUGUGCCCAGGCUGGCUGGAGGACGAGGCCCCCGAUGGCGAAGUGCCCGGGGACAGCGGGGACCCCGACGGUGCCACCCACGCCUACGAGCGGCUGCAGAGCGCCCUGUGCCAGGAGGGGCUGCCCCCCACGCUGGACUGCUCCGCGGAGCCCCGCACGGGAUUUGGCCCGCUGGACAUGACCGUUUGCAUCCUGGGCUGCCCCACCCCCUUCCUGCCCGUCCUGCUGGAGGGUGGCACCCGCUGCCCAGGUGCCAUGGUGCUGUGCCUGUCCCCCACCUGGGCCAGCCGAGUGCCGUCGGAGUCGUCCCCAGGCUCCUGGUCCCUGCUGCUCUCCCGGGGCGUCUCCUUCAAGGUGGGGGGGCACAGCGCCCUGGAGACCUUCGAGCCGCCCCGCCGUGCCAACUACGUGACGGGCACCUUCGCGCCGGGGGACCCCGAGGGCGGCUGGGUGGGCGAGCUGGCCCGUGACCUCGACUGCCCCACGGGGGGCUCGGUCCCGCUCGCCCACCGGCUCGAGGACACGCUGGUCACCCGCUGGGUGCUGGCGGCUCGCGCCGGCCUGCCCGUGCCCCCCACCCUGGCCUUCGUCCUGGGGGCCAGGGGGGACCUGCCCGCCGAGCCCGCGGCCCCCGGGGUGAGGCUGGUGCGGCUGCAGGACCCCCAGGGCCAGCAGAGCCUGGUGCAGGAGGAGGUGGGCGCCUUCCUAGGGGGCACCGCCAUGGAGCCCUACGGCCAGGUGGUGGUGCGGCCGGCGGGGUGGCGGUGGCGGGGGACAGGCACACGCAGCACCCACAGGAAGGAGGAGGGGGCGGCGGUGGCGCAGGCGGUGGGUGCCCGGCUGCGGGGGCUGACGGAGGAGGACAGCGUCCUGCUGGAGGCCAUGGUGCCCACCGCCCGCCUGCCCGUGCCCCCCCCACGCAGCCCAGCCCCGCGGCUGCCCAUGGCCCUGCGCAUCUGCACCCUCGUCUGCAGGUCCUGGGGGGACCGACCCCAGCUCUGCCAGGUGGCCUGCGCCGUGGGACGCGCGGAGAGCCCGGUGCGUCACGGCGCGGCGCUGCCCCAGGGCCUGGACUCCAGCCUGCAGCAGUGGGGGGUGGUGGCCCCCGGCCAGCGGCGGGCGCUGGCCACGCGGCUGCGGGAGGCCACCGAGGCCGCCGCCGCCGCGCUGCUGGCCGCCGAGGCCGAGCUGAGCCCGCGGCAGCGCGGCGGCGCCCGCGCCCGCACCGACAUCCUGGGCGUGGACUUCCUGCUGGCGUGCGUGGAUGAGGCGCUGGAGCUGGUGGCGCUGGCCGCGAACGGGCAGCGGUGCCUGGAGACCUGCGCGCUGGCCGAGGCCAUGGGGCGCGGCGUGGGCGAGCCCCGCGGGGAGCUGCCGCGGCUGCUGGCCGAGGCCGUGCUGCACCGGGCGCAGCGCCACCUGGUCGAGGGCAAGGACAUCCUGCUCAUCGGGGCCGGCGGCGUCAGCAAGAGCUUCGUGUGGGAGGCGGCCCGCGACUACGGGCUGAGGAUCCACCUGGUGGAGUCGGACCCGGAGCACUUCGCGGCGGGGCUGGUGCAGACCUUCCUGCCCUACGACAGCCGGGAGCACCGGCGGGACGAGGAGCACGCGGAGCGGGUGCUGGAGCUGCUGCGCUCCCGGGGGCUGCGGCCCCACGCCUGCCUCUCCUACUGGGACGACUGCGUGGUGCUGGCGGCCCUGGUGUGCCAGGGGCUGGGGCUGCGCGGCCCCGCGCCCGCCGCCGUGCGGGUGGCCAAGCAGAAGAGCCGCACGCACCGGCACCUGCAGCGCUGCCGCCGCGGCCGCCCGCCGCCCGCCGCCUUCGCCGUGCCCUGCCGCCGCCUGCGGAGCCACGGCGACGUGGAGCGGGCGGCGGGCGCCGUGCCCUUCCCCGCCGUGGCCAAGCUGGAGUUCGGCGCGGGCGGCGUGGGCGUGCGGCUGGUGGAGAACGCCGGGCAGUGCCACGCUCACGCCGCCCGCCUCUGGAGGGACCUGCGCGACGACGCCGACCACCCGGGCAUCGGGCUGGGCUGGGGCAACGCCAUGCUGCUCAUGGAGUACGUGCCGGGCACCGAGCACGACGUGGACCUGGUGGUCUUCGAGGGGCGGCUGCUGGGCGCCUGGGUGUCGGACAACGGCCCCACGCGCGUCCCCGCCUUCCUGGAGACGGCGGCCUGCCUGCCCUCCUGCCUGCCCGCCGACCGGCAGGCGCAGCUGGUGCGGGCGGCGCUGCAGUGCUGCCGGGCGUGCGGGCUGCGCGACGGCGUCUUCAACGUGGAGCUCAAGCUGGGCCCGGCGGGGCCGCGCCUGCUGGAGAUCAACCCCCGCAUGGGGGGCUUCUACCUGCGCGACUGGAUCCGCGAGGUCUACGGCCCCGACCUGCUGCUGGCCGCCGUGCUGGUGGCGCUGGGCGUGCCGCCCGUGCUGCCCGCCCGCCCCGCGCCCCGCACGCACCUGGCCGGCGUGAUGUGCCUGGCGUCCGAGCACGGCGACGCCCUGGCGGGCGGCGGGGGCAUGGAGGCUCUGCGGGAGCUGCACGGCCGCGGGCUCGUCCGCCUCAACCGGCUCUUCGAGGAGCCCGAGGGGGCCGGCGAGUACGAGGAGCCGCUGCUGAGCGUGGCGUGCGCCGGGGCCACGCUGGCCGAGGCCUGCGAGCGCCUGCUGGGGCUGUGCCAGGGGCUGGGCAUCGACUCGCCGCGAUAUCCCGUGGAGCAUUUCUUGUCCCACUUCAAAUAGCGCCGGGCAGGCAGCGGGGAGAGCGGGGGAAUGGGUGCCCCGGCACGCCCGGCACCCGCUCCUGCCGCCCCGCCGCCCCUCCCCGGCAUCCCCCCGGCACCCCGUCCCGCUGUCCCCCCAUCCCGUGGC
This is a messenger RNA of Motacilla alba alba, 4354 nucleotides long. It is a transcript of the gene CARNS1, whose product is annotated as carnosine synthase 1. The transcript has 10 exons. The record is from RefSeq and is a predicted model, not a curated record. Bases 1001 to 4225 code for a protein of 1074 amino acids. Gene Ontology annotation, biological process: carnosine biosynthetic process. Lineage: Eukaryota; Metazoa; Chordata; Aves; Passeriformes; Motacillidae. Gene Ontology annotation, molecular function: ATP binding; carnosine synthase activity; metal ion binding.